Messenger RNA from Drosophila ficusphila, 384 nucleotides. RefSeq names its product vitelline membrane protein Vm26Ab. NCBI's taxonomy places the organism in Eukaryota, Metazoa, Arthropoda, Insecta, Diptera, Drosophilidae. The record is from RefSeq and is a predicted model, not a curated record. The coding region runs from base 44 to 301 and encodes 85 amino acids. The transcript has a single exon.
AAUUCGACAAGUAAAACCAACCAAAAAAACCAAUCCUUCCAAGAUGUUCAAGUUCGUCGCCGCCGUCAUCUUCGCUCUGUUCGCCUGCGCCGCUGCCAAGCCGGGUAUUGUGGCUCCUCUGGCCUACUCCGCCCCCUACGUGGCAGCCUCCCCCUACGUGGCGUCUCCGUAUGUGGCAUCCCCCUACGUGGCUGCCCCCUACACCGCUGCCUACACCGCCGCCUACGCCGCUCCCUACACCGCUGCCUACACCGCUCCCUAUGCCGCCGCCUACUCCGCUCCUCUUCUGCUCAAGAAGUAGGUUCCCGGGAGGACGUGAAUAACUUCGGAAGACAACAGAUGGACACUUGGCACUAAAUUGAAAUAAACUCGCACAACAACGAA